AUGUCACGGCGAUGUGUUUGUCCGCUCGACGGCAACGGCACCAACAACAAUAACAAUGAUGAGGACAGCAACGACGACGAUGACGACGAUGACGAUGACGACGACAACAAUAACAAUAACACUUCCAGCUUCAUAGUAGCUUUUCUUUCAUGUGUGAGCGCUCAGUAUCAGCCGCCAGCAACAAAACCACCGCCGCCCACUCUCUAUGUUCCCUCGGUUACUUGGCCACCAUUCAACCCCGGGCCAGUGCCACCAGCACCAGCGGGACCACCAGCUCCUCCAGGUGACUAUGACUACUAUGGUCCUCCUACGCUGCCAGUAUAUUCACCCACACCUUAUCAGCCUCCACCGACACCAUUUCCACCUCCUACAAUCUAUCAACCGUUCCCGACUCCUCCUCCUGGCCCAGGUCUGCCUCCAAGUGUCCCUGACCUUCCUACGAAUGAAUAUGUGCAGUACUCGAUCGACGCUUGUGCGGAUACUCUAGGCAAGAUGGAGAAGGAAACACGUAACAAGAAGAACUCUAAACUUUACAAGAAAGUCUCCAAGUCUCUCCGGAAACUGAAUCGCUUCACAUUUGAUCGGGACACGCUUCGUCAACUAUCAGGGAAUGUGCAAAGAAUGAAUAGAGCUACUAGUUUGUAUAAGAACAAAUGUCAGCGUAAAACAACUGAUACCUCCAACUACAACCAGCUCGACGACCAGUUCAACAGCAACGAAGAUGACACUCAAUGGUACAGUCCAGAAAACUCUAAGCGUGUGGCCAAGGUGCAAAGCACAAUGGAUGCAGGCAGUCAGUGCAUUGAAGACUACUGCGGAUAUUAA
Molecule: messenger RNA, 825 nt
Organism: Haemonchus placei
Lineage: Eukaryota; Metazoa; Nematoda; Chromadorea; Rhabditida; Trichostrongylidae
Source: the annotation of a GenBank genome assembly